AUGGCAGAGUUCUAAAUGCCUCUUUCCUCCAUACCUAAUACAAAAAUUUACAUAAACGAAAAUACUAUGAGAAAGAUUAUUCUUUAAAAUAAAGGAACAACAAUGAACCAAACAAAAGGAUUUAGUUCUAUGUUUACAAAUGUUGUUUGUGAUCUAUCUAAUUUAGAAACGUCAACAGAUUCAUCAAGCUAGAAAAAUCUGACAGGUCCAACAUUUGCUCCUCAUAAGAAAGAUAAAUUUAGAUAUCAUGUUUAAAAACCUUAGGUUAAUUUACAAACUACAAACAUAUAUAGAGUUCAUAGAAUGCCAAUAGAUAAGAAAAUUAUUAGAACGACAGUAAUGCCAAAAAUAAAGCCUGAAGAAAAAGCACCAGAAUCAGAUUUAUCUUUAUUACCUCUUAAUCCAAAUAGAGAGCAAAGAUCAUAUAGUUAUAAAGAAAGACCAUAUUAUUUAGAAAUGCAGAAUUAGAGAAAGAAAAGUCAAGUAAAACUUGAUCCACCUUCAGAAAUUAUAGGAAAAUCUUUUGACAUUAAACCGCCAGUUACAUAUAAGGAAGAAUGGACUGAUACUUAACCAUUUAAUAUAUAAACAAUAAGAUAAGAAAUUGAAAAAGCUCUUGAAAAAUGUUCUCCAAAAAAAUAAAAUUAAUAAUUUUUAGAACCUGAAGUUAUAUAAUAGAAACCAAAUCCUAGUUAUAUGUUUAUUGAAGAUGAUAGAGAUCGAUAUGGAAAAUAAAUUUAUCCUAUUAGUAUGCCUUAACCAAAGCCUGGUCCUGGUUAAUAUGAAACUGAUAAUACCUCAUUAAAUUAUAAAGUCAAUAAAAUCCAAGAGAGAAACACUUAGAAAAGACUUGUAUAACUAUGGUAAUAAUAAUUUUGA
Molecule: messenger RNA, 879 nt
Organism: Paramecium sonneborni
Lineage: Eukaryota; Ciliophora; Oligohymenophorea; Peniculida; Parameciidae
Source: the annotation of a GenBank genome assembly